Molecule: messenger RNA, 2139 nt
Organism: Naumovozyma dairenensis CBS 421
Lineage: Eukaryota; Fungi; Ascomycota; Saccharomycetes; Saccharomycetales; Saccharomycetaceae
Gene: YME1
Product: i-AAA protease YME1
Exons: 1
Coding region: 1-2139 (712 amino acids)
Biological process (GO): protein quality control for misfolded or incompletely synthesized proteins; mitochondrion organization
Cellular component (GO): mitochondrial inner membrane
Molecular function (GO): ATP binding; metalloendopeptidase activity; ATP hydrolysis activity
Source: RefSeq, a predicted model, not a curated record
AUGAAUGCCUCGAGAAUACUCUUUUGUUCUCCACUGAUCAAAGCUCGAGUGUCUCAUAUGGGAUUAUCGCAAUUACCCAUAUUAAAGAUUGCAUCACAACAAUCGCAAAUCCACUAUAAUAAAAGAUCAUUUUCAACAUUUACUACGAAUAGAAAUAUCACACUAAUACAACGCCAACGCCGAUUGUAUUCCGAUUCUAAACUGCAGAACGAAACAAUAUCUACUUCAACUGAUUCUAACGCAUCUGCUGCAUCUCCAGCGUUUGAAACAAAACAACAACAGGAGCAGCAACACUCAACGAAGGGUUCACCUUCUUCUUCUUCUUCUUCUUCUUCUCCUUCCUCAGGUGCUGGGACUCCACCACCUCAACAGACAGCAGUCUCCCAUGCCAUAUUAGCAACACAAGAACAAGAGGCAAACAAAGAUUUGACAAAUCCAGAUUCUCAAGCAACCUUUUAUAAACUAUUAUUACAAUCAAAUUAUCCACAAUAUGUAGUGUCAAGAUUUGAAACUCCAGGUAUAGCAUCCUCUCCAGAAUGUAUGGAACUUUACAUGGAAGCGUUACAAAGAAUAGGUAGACAUUCUGAGGCAGACGCAGUAAGACAAACCCUAUUAACUGCGAGUUCAGCCGGUGCAGUAAAUCCAUCUUUAGCAUCAUCUGGUUCAAAUUCUAAUUCAUCUAGUUAUCAUUCCACUUUCCCAUCUUUAUAUUCUCCAUUCUAUGGAUCAAGAAAGGAACCAUUACAUGUCAUAGUCUCAGAAUCUACUUUCACUAUAAUAUCAAGAUGGAUUAAAUGGCUUGUUGUAUUUGGUCUUUUGACAUACGGUAUCACUGAAGGUUUCAAAUAUAUAACAGAAAAUACCUCCUUAUUGAAAAAUUCAGAAGUAGCAGAUAAAUCAGUAGAUGUAGCCAAGACAAACGUUAAAUUCGAUGACGUACAAGGUUGUGAUGAAGCUCGUGCUGAAUUAGAAGAAAUCGUUGACUUCCUUAAGGAUCCAACUAAAUAUGAAUCAUUAGGUGGUACUUUACCUAAAGGUGUUCUAUUGACGGGUCCACCGGGCACUGGUAAAACAUUAUUAGCAAGAGCUACAGCAGGUGAAGCUGGUGUGGAUUUCUUUUUCAUGUCAGGUUCUGAAUUCGAUGAAGUUUAUGUAGGUGUCGGUGCUAAAAGAAUUCGUGAAUUGUUCUCACAAGCUCGUGCAAGAGCUCCAGCUAUCAUUUUCAUUGAUGAAUUGGACGCUAUUGGUGGGAAAAGAAAUCCUAAAGAUCAAGCAUAUGCUAAACAAACUUUGAAUCAAUUGUUAGUGGAAUUAGAUGGGUUUUCACAAAGUACCGGGAUCAUUAUUAUUGGUGCUACCAAUUUCCCUGAAGCAUUAGAUAAAGCUUUGACAAGACCUGGUAGAUUUGAUAAAGUUGUUAAUGUUGAUUUACCUGAUGUUCGUGGACGUGCUGAUAUUUUGAAACAUCAUAUGAAAAAAGUUACAUUGGCAUCAGAUGUGGAUCCUACUCUUAUCGCUAGAGGUACACCAGGUUUAUCGGGUGCAGAAUUAUCUAAUUUAGUUAAUCAGGCUGCAGUGUAUGCAUGCCAACAAAAUGCUAUCGCUGUAGAUAUGUCACAUCUUGAAUGGGCCAAGGAUAAAAUAUUAAUGGGAGCAGAAAGAAAGACCAUGGUCUUGACAGAUGCUGCAAGAAGAGCUACAGCAUUCCAUGAAGCUGGUCAUGCAAUAAUGGCUAUGUAUACUACAGGUGCUACUCCAUUAUAUAAAGCUACCAUUUUACCAAGAGGUAGAGCAUUAGGUAUUACAUUCCAGUUACCUGAAAUGGAUAAAGUUGACACUACCAAAAAGGAAUGUUUAGCCACUUUAGACGUUUGUAUGGGUGGUAAGAUAGCUGAAGAACUCAUAUAUGGGAAAGAUAAUACUACAAGUGGAUGUGGAUCUGAUUUGAAAAGUGCUACUAAUACAGCAAGAGCAAUGAUAACACAAUAUGGUAUGAGUGAUGAAGUUGGCCCUGUUAAUCUUGCUGAAAAUUGGGAAACUUGGUCAAAUUCAAUUCGGAAUGUAGCUGAUAAAGAAGUUAUAGAAAUAUUAAAAGAAUCUGAAGAAAGAACAAGGAAACUUUUGACUAAAAAAAUAUAG